GUACCCAAUUAACUCAAACUUCCGCUUUAAGUUGGUCACAUGGGGUGCUGCAAGUCGGAUACUGCGGAUUGAGUGCGUGUUGCAGAUCAUUUAGUGCCCAGUGCUGGCGGCAAUUUGAGAGCGUGUGAUUGCAGGCCAUACCAGAUUUGCACUGCUUUGGGUUGGAGGAUUGGGUACUUGCGGGUUGUUGCUAGCUGUGACCUCGCUGUGGCACGCAAAACACUGAAAACAGAAGCUGGCGGUCCUCAAAACGCUCUCUUAGCCAACUUGUUGUCUGUGCAUCACACUUAACGCCACUGUCUGAGCUCCUCAACCCACAAUCAGAGCGCAUGUCACCUCCAGCCCGGGCGUCUCUUGCACACCCUGCUAGCUCGCUCCAGUCUCAGAAGGUAUACCGAGCGUAACUGCAGAGCUAGCCUCAGCAGCCGCUCGCCGGUGCGCCACAGCUUCCGCCCACAUCCUGCCACACGUCCCAAUCAGCCAGUGACACUGCUUUCAUAACCCAAGUCUAGCCUUACUCAACCAAGUUUAUUUUGGACACAUCAUAAUCCAACACAAUGGUUAAGAUCUUCAUCACCGGUGCCUCCGGUUACAUUGGCUCCGUCGUCUCGGAGCUGGCGCUUCAGGCGGGCCAUUCGCUGCGGGGUUUGGCGCGCAGCGACGCGGCUGCGGAGAAGCUCCGGGCGCAGGGGGUGGAGCCCGUGAGGGGGGACCUGUACACGUUGGACGUUUUAGCUGACGAGGCAAAAAAGGCGGACGCAGUCCUCCACUUGGCGUUCAUCCACGACUUUACCAAGUACGUCGAAUCCGUCGAGACGGACCGCAAGGUGGUCGAGACCUUCAUCGGAGCACUGGCCGGCAGCAACAAAACGCUGGUGAUCACCUCAGGGACGGCUGUGCUCUGGGACACCGGCGAUUCACCUGCGGACGAGACGACGCCGGUUCCCCCUGGCCCGGGGGGUGCGCGCGCAGCAACCGAGCAACUGUGCGUGCACUGGCAAGCCGCAAGCCGUGGGAUCCGGAGCGCGGCGAUGCGGCUGCCCCUCCACGUGUACGGCAGGAGCAGCCCGAUCACGUUCAUCCCCAUGCAAAUCGCCACAGCAGCGAAGGACGGGAUUGCUCGCUACAUCGGAGACGGCGCUAUCUUCCAUCUGGGCGACUCGAACGACCGCGGCGUGUCCGCAAAGAAGAUUGCGGAAGCCAUCGCGCGGCGCGUGUCAUUGCCGCCACCCGUGAGCGUCUCCGUCGAGGAGGCGGCGCAAGCUUGGGGUCCUCUGCUGGCCACGUUGCUGUCAAUAUCCAACCAGUACACAUCCGCGCGCGCGGAGAAAGAGCUCGGGUGGAAGGUCCCCGAGGGGCGCUCCGUGCUGAGGUUCACGGCGGAGGGCGGUCGGGAGACGUCUUGAGAUUGCCCGGUAGUAGAAGUGAUAACAGUUUCGAGAGUGGGCGCCGUGAUAGGUUCUCACCUUUCGAAAUUUGAAGAGCAUCUGAUCGUUGCUGCUUUAGAAGUGCCUGCUUGUACUUUGAUAGAUAUAGUCGAGUAUCGUGUCAUGCAAACGAAGCGAGAUACGCCCAGUAGAUCAGGGCGUUUUGUAAAUAUAGUGCCAUGCCCAUAAUCAAGGCCAGCUGAGGGUGUUUCCGGAAACGAGAGGAGCAUGUGUAAUGGUUGAGCCGGACUUCUGGUGUCAACAUGCAAGCUAGCCAAGUGUUUGGCCAGAUAAAAUCACAGUCUGGAUCAAUCUUGAGAAUUAGGAAUUCGCAAAGUAAGGGACCAAGUCUUGCAAAUGCUUACCCCUUCCCUCAUAUCUUC
Messenger RNA from Klebsormidium nitens, 1810 nucleotides. The record is from the annotation of a GenBank genome assembly. Lineage: Eukaryota; Viridiplantae; Streptophyta; Klebsormidiophyceae; Klebsormidiales; Klebsormidiaceae.